Messenger RNA from Amoebophrya sp. A25, 1674 nucleotides. NCBI's taxonomy places the organism in Eukaryota, Dinophyceae, Syndiniales, Amoebophryaceae. The record is from the annotation of a GenBank genome assembly.
CACUUUAAAGUGGUGCAGCAUGUCUUGAAGAGAGGGCACGGCCAUGGAUCGGCCGCCCCCUCCGAAAUAUGGAGGGACCCAUCGGGGCGCGAAAAAUGGGCUGCGGAUGGCGACGGACCGCAGCCACCCAGGAGAAGGGGCCGCCCGCGCCGGCUCUUUCGCGUCGUUCAAACAAACUGCCACACUUAUCGGCCCCUUCCGCGUGGCCUCCUUUGCAGGAGAUCAGAGAGGCUGGGCGCGGCGCUUCGUUCAGCUUGCUCGGCGUGGUGCAUUGCCUUGCCGAUCCUCGACGGGGGACAACGGUAGGCAGCGCCUGGCGCUGGUGCUCCUUUUCAACUUUUUCGCCGGGUUCCCUUGCGAAGCCAUUGCCCGCCGCCACGCGGCGACCCCAUGCCGCCGUCGCUUCAAGGAGCCCUUCGUUAGCUUCGGCCUGGCCGGUUUAGUUUGCUGCGGAUCUGUUGUUUUCGGGUGCUGGCUAAAGUGUCGCAAGAUUUCCAAACUUGGCUGUACCCUUGGCUCGCAAGUCUCAGCCUCGUGGCAUUGGGCCGUUUCUGACGUUGCCAGUGGAAUCAGCGAUAGUCUUCCGGAGCAAAUUUCGAUGGAGAUACAUGGGAAAGCUGGAGACGGGACUCCGCUACUUUCGUGGACACUUCGCGGGGCGGAUCAAGCAGCGGGAGUGCCCGGACCGUUGCAACGCUGGUGGCGAGGCGGCGAUUAUGUGAGAGAGCUGAAGCAGGGAAGAAAUGGGGAUGAAGUUCUCAAGUUCAUGCUUAUGCUUCACCGGACGGGUUUUCGGCUCACCUUCGUGAAUUGGAAGGCCGAGUGUCGUCAUUGUCUUGAGGUUUUUCUCGGGCGCAUCUAUUGCUGACUCUGGUCCCCGUCUUCGCGACGGCGGUUAUUUUUCAUUGGUUGCAUACAUUUGUUCGCUUUCAGUAGCGCGACAAAAUUGGAGGUCACUGUAUGCCCUAAGAUGGUAGCAAAUGUCACUCUUCGAGAGUCGUUGCUUUCUCAUUCCCCUUUUCACGCUUCAGUAGAAGCAAGAGGAAGAGGCCAUCCCUACACUCGAACUUGGCAUGAAACGAAAGAAGGAGUUUGAAAUUCAUCGACAGGUCUUUGGAGUAAGAAACGUGCCCGCUCCGCCCAUCUAUUGCGCAUGUGUUCCUAAAAGAGUGCUGCUCUGGUCUGGUUAUGCCGCGUCAGGCAAUAACGUAGGUGUCGUAUGUACUGAUUUGCAACACGCUAUGGCGCCCCUAUCAUGGUAGUUCGCACUGAAUUUUGUGCGAGAUUUCUUGCCUUGUGUUGCAUUUAAUUGUUUGGACUCUCCUUGCUUGUAUUUGGUUUUGUAAGCUUCUACUCACUGGUAUCAUUUGCUAGCGUGCGGUAGGCUCCAUGGAAUGGAUGAGCGAAGAGCUGCGAGCACUCCGCGUCGGGUUUGCCGUGCCUAAUCUGGUACACAAGAUCUGGCACACUCACUGCGUACAAAAUGCAGGAUGUUUUGUGAGCGUCUGUGCGUGCGAUACCGUGAAGACAGAACUUUUUCGCUAUAAGUGGGGCGCAUGAUAUAUAAGUCGUACGCGCUGCACUUGCGGCUCAAAGAACAAAGGACUUGCUCCGCAUGUUGUGACUCUGUUCAGGGCAGCAAUAGCUCACUGAGAAUGGUGGAGGAGUAACCAC